Messenger RNA from Periophthalmus magnuspinnatus, 1107 nucleotides. RefSeq names its product C-C chemokine receptor type 5-like. NCBI's taxonomy places the organism in Eukaryota, Metazoa, Chordata, Actinopteri, Gobiiformes, Gobiidae. Gene Ontology annotation, biological process: G protein-coupled receptor signaling pathway; chemotaxis; immune response. The transcript has 3 exons. Gene Ontology annotation, molecular function: chemokine receptor activity. The record is from RefSeq and is a predicted model, not a curated record. The coding region runs from base 1 to 1107 and encodes 368 amino acids. Gene Ontology annotation, cellular component: membrane.
AUGAUCAACACAUGGCUUCUUUACCAGCACGACUGUGAGGCACAGGGAAUCACUGGAUCAAAAGUACUCAAACGUCGCAAGUUUCAGGUUUUUCCAGAGAACACAUCCUCCUAUGACUUUGGACUGGAGACUCCCUGUGAGCCUGAGUCAGUGAGUAACUUUGCAAAAGUGUUUUUACCAGUUCUCUACUUUUUGGUCUUCAUCCUUGGUUUUGUAGGCAAUGGUCUGGUGGUGUGUGUCGUGCUGAAAUACUUACACAGGUCCAACCUGACAGACCUGUGUCUGUUGAACCUGGCUGUGUCUGACCUGCUGUUCCUCCUCACUCUGCCUCUGUACGCUCACUACAGCGCUGUGUCCCAUUGGGUCUUUGGAGACUUCAUGUGUCACAUCAGCGGAGGACUGCACAAUGUGGGCUUCUACAGCAGCACCUUCUUCAUGGUGGCCAUGACUCUGGAUCGAUAUGUGCUCAUUCAACAUGUGCAGAAAGCCUCCAAAUACCGUUCUAUGAAAACUGGGAUGGUUAUGACCACAUGUGUGUGGGCUCUGAGCUUCUGCAUAUCACUGCCAGCCUUUAUCUUCACACAAGUGGUAAUCACAUCAGAACGUGUUACUUGUGAACAAAGCCCAGAAGACAGAACUUGGAUUAAAUAUAACAUCUUUUCCAUCAAUAUCCUGGGUCUUGUGCUUCCUGUUACUGUGAUGGUGGUGUGUUACUCCAGGAUCAUCCCUACUCUGAUGAAAAUAAGGAGUACACAGAAACGCCGCAUUGUCAAGCUCAUCAUCUGCAUCAUGGUGGCAUUCUUUCUUUUCUGGGCUCCGUAUAACAUUACUUUAUUUCUGGAUUUCUUGCGAUUUGAAGAUACACUGAUAGACAGCUGUGAACUGGACACAAACCUUAUACUCUCCACCACAGUGACAGAGACUCUGGCCUUCAGCCACUGCUGUCUGAACCCCAUCAUCUACGCCUUUGCAGGGCAGAAGUUCAUGAAGCGCUCCCUGAUGAUGUUGAGGAAGCUGCGGUCGUGGACCCACACCAGCAGAGACAGGUCCGACAGUUCAUUCAGAAUGAGUUCAGUAGUGUCCCAGACCUCAGUCACUGUCUUGUGA